Molecule: messenger RNA, 1062 nt
Organism: Colletotrichum abscissum
Lineage: Eukaryota; Fungi; Ascomycota; Sordariomycetes; Glomerellales; Glomerellaceae
Product: metalloproteinase
Exons: 5
Coding region: 1-1062 (353 amino acids)
Biological process (GO): proteolysis
Molecular function (GO): metalloendopeptidase activity
Source: RefSeq, a predicted model, not a curated record
AUGAAGUUCCUCACCGGCCUCUCCUGCUUCGCUGCUGUUGCCAGCGCCGUUGUCGUCGAUCUCAACAAGCGCGACAGCCCCCUCGAUGUCAAGAUCGAGUCCACUGGCAACACCGCCAUCAAGGCAAGCAUCACCAACACCGGUGCCUCUGACCUCAAGGUCCUGAAGGCUGGUUCCAUUCUCGACAAGCUCGCUAUCGAGAAGGCUGAGGUCUUUGCUGGCUCCGACAAGGUCGAGUUCGACGGUAUCCGCCUUCGUCUCGGCACCAACGGCCUUCCCGAGGAUGCCUUCCAGGUCAUCUCCGCCGGCGAGACCGUCUCUGUCGAGUGGAACUACGGUGAAGUCCACGACCUCAGCGUCGGUGGCAAGGUUGAUGUCGCCGCCAAGGGCGCUCUCUCCAUCGCCGAGGUCGGCAGCAACGACAUCACCAGCACCGCCCCCUUCAGCUCAAACGUCCUGAGCGUCGAGGUUGACGGCGCCGCCGCCUCCAAGGUCCGCCGCGACUUCCGCGAGAACGUCAAGCGCACCGUCGUCCAGUCCGACUGCACCGGCACCCAGCGCACCGCUACCACCACCGCUCUCUCCAACUGCCGUGCCCUCGCUGCCGCUGCUUCCUCCGCCGCCUCCACUGGCGCCGCUGCCAAGAUGGUCGAGUACUUCAAGUCCUCUUCCACCGCUACCCGUACUACCGUCGCUGGCGUCUUUGCCAAGGUCGCCACCGAGUGCGGCAGCACCACCUCUGGUGUCUCCAAGCAGUACUGCACCGAUAUCUACCCUGCUUGCUCUUCCGGUGUCAUCGCCUACACUCUUCCCUCCGCUUCCUACAUGGUCAACUGCCCCUACUUCUUCAACAGCCUUACCGCUCUCUCCAGCACCUGCCACGCUCAGGACCGUGCCACCACUGCCCUCCACGAGGUCACCCACUUGACCCAGAUCAAGGGCACCACCGACCAGAGCUCCUGCUACGGUUACAGCUGUGUCCAGAGCUUGACCGCUGCCCAGAACCUGAACCACGCCGACACCUACGCCCUCUUCGCCAACGCCAUCUACGUCGGCUGCUAA